UCCAUCACAAUUAGAUUUUGAAAGUAUAUUAACUUUUAUAUGUAACUUAUUAAUGUUAUUACUUCAUAAAAUUAUUUCAGAAGGCUUUCUACUAGGAUUCUUCAAUUGAUAGUGCGGUGCAGAUCCAAUGGGAGCGUAGGGCAGCAAGAAGAUACAGUGAUUUUGUUAGCAAACUAAAAGCAAAUAUGGUGCAACCGGAAACUAUUCCAAAUAAUGUGUGGGAAAGUUGGUUGAGACUUUGGAAAGAUCCUAAGUGUGUUGAAAAGUCAGAAAUAAAUGCAAAAAAUCAUUGUGGUGGGAGCGAAAUUGCCACUGGGACUCAUACAGGUUGCUCUAUCAGUGUUGGGGAGCAUCGCAAGAGACUU
Messenger RNA from Nicotiana attenuata, 365 nucleotides. RefSeq lists its product as uncharacterized. Lineage: Eukaryota; Viridiplantae; Streptophyta; Magnoliopsida; Solanales; Solanaceae. The record is from RefSeq and is a predicted model, not a curated record.